AAGGCUUUCUGUUACGCAAGCGACUGCCAUUUUUAAACGUUGUGCAUUUCACGGGAGGAAAAUAAUUGUGUUUGAUUCAUAGGGAUGACUGUCAUUGCUUUUCAAGUUUUCAUAUUGCAUUACACAGGUAUUGCCCGUAUGAUACUUAAAUAUGCCCAAAUGUCAUCAAAAGCAGUUUUGCAUGUGGAAGGACCGGAAGUAUAUGUUUCAAUCUCUAAAAAUGAAACAAAAAUUUAGAGACAAUAUUUGGUUAUUUGCAAUUUAAAUGAAUUGAACUAAGGUUUUUUUUACUUUUUAUUACUUUUGGAAUUCAAGUUGUUUAUCAAUUUCACCUUUGCUGUUCUCUAAACAGUCCUGACAAUGACAGAAUUGUCAAGAAAAAAUAAAAUUGAGGUACCACAUGGGGAAAAUCUUAAAAAGGUAGUCUCGUCAUUAAAAUGUGUGAAAUUAUAUAUUGAUAAUUUUUACUAUGAGAUUAUCAAACAUAAUUUUCACAGAUAACUCAGUAAUCCACUGAAAAGCAUAAAAUAAAAGCUUGUAAUAAUGAAUACUGCAGUAUAUUUACAGAUUAAUUUCAUAAUAGUUGUGGUGGUAUUAAAUAUAAUGUUCAACACAAUACAGAUGGCGAGGAAGACAAGUGCUACUCGAGUUAAGGCUGGAGUAAGAGGUUUCAUAGUUUUGUUACCUGUUAUGGGACUCACGUGGAUAUUUGGAAUCGUCGCAUUUGACUCGAACAUGGUUGUCUUUCACUACCUGUUCUCAAUACUGAAUAGUUUACAAGGCUUCUUCAUAUUUAUUCUUCACUGUGUGAUGAAUGAAAAGAUUCGCCAAGCUGUUGAGAGGUUGAGACCUCAGUGUAUUCGAUCUACAGUAUCUGAAACCAAAACAACUGGAGCUUCUAAUAGUCAAAAGAGUCGUUCAAAAUGAAAAGUACUCAUCAAUUUUGAUAAGAUUACUCGGAUUAAAUUCAAUUAUGGGGCAGUCGGGGACAUUCUUGUUCAAAAUUGAAAUAACAAUUUUUGCUACAGAUAUACAUGUAUAGCUUCAUACAAUUAAUUGAAACAAAAAUCGGUGUAAAAUAUAUGGAUAAAUCAUGUACUCAUCUAACAUUCUGUAAUUUCAGGCGAAUAAUGAAUGAGUGACAUUGAAUAAAACAAUAUUGUAUUGUUUGGAGGACAUAUGGACUGGAAGAGGUCAACAAUAAUCGCUUUGAAAGCUGGCAUAGAUUUAAAUUAUAAAAUAGUAUCAAAUUUAUGUGAAAUGGACAAAUUGAAGUGUUUUACUAUGAACUGAAUGAAUUUAACAUUGAAUAUUUCCUCUUUUUAGCUUCAUUUGUGAUAUAUGUUUACAAUAAAUGUUGUAAAGGAACUAAAUAUAUCUAUUGUAGAAUAAUUUCAAAUAUAACACUUGAAAAGAAAUUGUCAAUUAAAAAAUGGCUCAGCCUCCAACGUGUUUAACUCUAAAAUAUAUUUGCUGAUUAUACAAGCCCAUAUAAAAGCUAUAUUGUUAGCAAUUCAUAUAAAGACAAUCUUGAUUAAAGUCCUUAAAGGAUAUAUUGAUAAAAAUCCUUAUAUAGGCAAUAUUGAUAAAAACAAUAUCAAGGCCAUAUUGAUGUAAGUACCUAAAAGGCCAUAUUGAUAACAUUCAAUAUAAAAACUAUAUUGAUUUUAGUCCUUAUAAAGGCAAAUUGAAUAUCGGAAACAGAACAUAUAAAGACUAUAUUGAUAAAAUCAAUACAAAGGCGGCUAUAUUGAUAAAAGCCCAUCUGAAGGCUAUAUCGAUACAGUCCAUAUUAAGGAUAUAUAUGUACGAAAGUCUUAUAAAGGCCAUAUUUAUGUUGUGUACGUUUUCAUUAUGUCUAAGGUGUUUAUUAUAUAAUUGUCACUAGUGUUCAAGUGUUUGUUUUAUGAAAUAAUUUAUCCAGUGAUUGAUAGUAUUGUUCUGUUAAUGAUUAUGUUGCAUCUAUUUUAAUAAUUAUCACAUGACUAUGAAUUAUCAUACGUUGCGAGGGACGCAGUCACGUGCCAGUCUAGAAACGGUUUCAUAACUUAAUUCGACCGUUUAUAAUGAUAAAGAAAUCGGGUCUUUUUAAAUUGAAUUUGUCACAUAAACAAACAGCAAACAAGUAAUGAUGGAGACUUUUUGUAACAGAUAUAUAGAAAUCGCCUGUAUUUGCCGUCGAUGUAUUUAGGGUUUACGAGGAAAAAAAUAUAAUUCAACUUUGAAUAAAAGUUUACCAUUGUCAUAUAAUAAAACAAAAUAGUUCUGUGAAUAACAAAUCAUAUUGCCCUGGCAAUCUAAGAGGUUCCCAAUUGACAACGUAAAAAAUUUUGGUAUCAAUUUCAAAAAUUACAUUACUUUUAUUAACAGAUGCCGAAAUCACACAAUCCAGGUCAUUAUAGUUCGAUGUGCGCUUUGUCAUCAUACAAUAACUGUAAACUUACUUGUUACAACUUGAAGCUGUAAGUUCGUUUAAAAAAUAAACGUUUUCUCUCCUUUAACUGUGCCUCAGGCGUUCAUGUUCAUGCAAAGCCAAUAUUGUAAUAUAUUAAUCAUUCAAAAUACGUUAAAUGUUGUUUGAUGUUUUAUUCAUACACAAACAUAAUAUUUGUAGUGAUUAUUUGUUUGUAAUGUUUAUUGACUGUACUUAAUGAUAUGUAGCUAGUAUAUUAGGUAUUUUCUUUUCUCCUUUCGCUCAGACAUUGAAAAUUAUCAUGUAUGACUGUACAUAUUUUUUGUUUAAUAUGUUGGUUUAACAUUUUCGGAAAAUAAAAUUUGCC
Ruditapes philippinarum (Manila clam) is the source of this 2780-nucleotide messenger RNA. Its product is annotated as adhesion G-protein coupled receptor D1-like. Gene Ontology annotation, biological process: adenylate cyclase-activating G protein-coupled receptor signaling pathway; cell surface receptor signaling pathway. Lineage: Eukaryota; Metazoa; Mollusca; Bivalvia; Venerida; Veneridae. Gene Ontology annotation, molecular function: G protein-coupled receptor activity. Gene Ontology annotation, cellular component: membrane. The transcript is spliced from 4 exons. The coding region runs from base 544 to 927 and encodes 127 amino acids. The record is from RefSeq and is a predicted model, not a curated record.